AUGCCGGGUCUCACGAGCUUCCCUGCUUUCCCAGACGACGUGCCAACCCAUCCUCUGCUCGUCGUUGACUACGAGCUCAUUAAGACAGGCGACCAGGAUGAGAUUGACAAGCUCUGGGAUGCUGCUACACAUCUCGGCUUCUGGUAUCUGAAAAAUCACGGAGCAGACUUGGAGGUAGCUGAGAUGUUCGAGAUGGGCGCGGAGACAAUGGCGCUGCCUUUGGAGGAAAAGAUGAAGUACGAGCAGGGUGACAGUGGCAUGUCCUGCGGAUACAAAGCAGCUGGGGCCAACGCAACUGAUGAGACCGGCGCGUUGGAUACGCCAGAAUUCAUCAAUAUCUCUAAGGACGAUGCACUUGCCUGGCCGAAGCAGGCGCACAGGGAUUAUCCGUCCACGGUCAACGCUCGCAUGGAGUCAACUAUCAUACCAUUCGUUCAUAAAUCGCUCGAAGUCAACAAUACAUUGCUCGCAGUCUUGAAUGCGAAAUUGGGACUGCCAGAGGGUGCUCUUGCGAAACGACAUACGCAAACAGAGUACAGUGGGAGCGAAGCGCGCUGUAUCAAGACUCCUCCGAUGCCUCCAGGCACACCUCAAGACAGGGCUGCACUUGGAGCGCACACGGACUUCGGCUCUUUGUCGUUCUUGCACAACAGAUUGGGUGGUUUGCAAGUGAUGGUUCCAGGGACGCAGACGUGGCAAUACGUGAAGCCUAUUCCCGGACAUGCGAUCUGCAACCUCGGCGAUGCGAUGUCCAUUCUCAGUGGUGGCAUCUUGAAAUCCAACAUGCAUCGUGUUGUCUCGCCGCCCAAGGAGCAAGGCAAAUAUACGCGAUGGUCACUUGUCUUCUUCACCAGACCAGGGGACUCGGUCGAGCUUCGAGCACUUGUAGAUGAAAGCCCUAUCAUAGCUCAAGCAGUGGCCGAAGACCCCGAGAAAAACUACAACACCGGGGUGACAAUGAAGGAUUGGUUUGCGAGGAGGAUUAAGAACCAGCGUAUCAAGAAUCGGACGGGUCCGGAGACAUGGCGGGCUAGCAGGGGUAUGGAGCAUCAGCCCUCAGCAAUUUGA
Molecule: messenger RNA, 1068 nt
Organism: Fibroporia radiculosa
Lineage: Eukaryota; Fungi; Basidiomycota; Agaricomycetes; Polyporales; Fibroporiaceae
Exons: 7
Coding region: 1-1068 (355 amino acids)
Molecular function (GO): dioxygenase activity
Source: RefSeq, a predicted model, not a curated record